This is a messenger RNA of Suillus discolor, 1424 nucleotides long. RefSeq lists its product as uncharacterized. The coding region runs from base 78 to 968 and encodes 296 amino acids. The transcript is spliced from 12 exons. The record is from RefSeq and is a predicted model, not a curated record. Lineage: Eukaryota; Fungi; Basidiomycota; Agaricomycetes; Boletales; Suillaceae.
AUUUUCUCUGGGUGACAUGGCUACUAGUGCGCUAUAUACCCACCACUGACUCGCAGUUCGUCACUCACAGACAAAGUAUGCCUUUGAUUCCAACUGAUCCCAGUUCGUGGUCACUCGAUAUGUAUCGUGUUUUCAACUAUUUUGUAGUGUUGACAUUCGGCCAGGAGUAUGAAUUGAUUUGGAAACAACGCCGUUCUUUCAUGACUGCUCUAUAUAUUGUCGUGCGGUACUUUGGAAUAUUAUAUUCUGUCAUAAAUCUCCCGGGAGCCUUGACGACAGACACGGUAAGCUACGUUAUGGACCUCGCACUCUUGUGGGCGACUUUUCCCAUAAAUGGCACGUUGACUGUCAUCAUGAUCUUUCGGUUACAUGCCAUGUAUCAGCGAUCCAGAAAGAUACUCAUCUUUCUCAUUGCGACCUUCGUCUCCGUCACGAUUUUCUGCGUAGCAAUUGCUGUAUCAGGAACCAGCCUUCUUUCGAUAAAGGUGUUUCUCUACGGCUCGCAGUGCGUUUACGAAAUCGACGCAAACCAACAACUUCGGAUGCUCGAGACUUAUGCAGUCGCUACUGCAUGGGAGGCUCUCACACUUGGUCUUGCAAUCUGGAUUGUUGUAAAACACCUGCGUGAACUGCGAACACAAUCGACAGGACAAACUGUCAUUGGUGAUUUAUUCACGGUGUUACUCAAAACUCAUGCCCUCUACUUUAUAUUCUUUACUGUUAGUUCCAGCCUCAAUAUUGGCUUAAUGUCUCCAUAUUUCUCUGCCUUAACCUCUGUGGGAGCUCAGAGUUAUCGUGGUAUUCUUGAACUUUCCACGCUCUUGCAGAUGUUUGUGGCAGGACCGCGCCUGAUCCUUAGCGUUCGAGGAUAUCAUGCCAAGUUCAUGCCUAACUUCGAGGAAGGAACUACCAUAUAUUCAAUGGCUUUCCGGGAAUACAUACCAGAGUCAACUGACAGUGAUGUGUAGCACGAGAUAUCUCCAGUCGACUAACACUGUCGGACUCUGUACAUACCACAAAACAUGGACAAUAUAUUGGUGUGGUACUUCUCAUGAACAAGACUCGUCUCUCAUUUGUGCUGCUAUACUGGAACGGAUUCAUGUUGCAAAUAUUAUCCACGCUACAGCUCCGAACUUCCGAACUUUUUGGAUUUCGUGAUCACUCGGGUCGUGAGCUCGUUGUACUAGAAGAAUCAGAGUAGGGUACUGCUAGCAGCUUCAUGGUAUCACGGGCGCACCUGGCACACGAGGGACUUUAUCGUACAUCGAAUUACGAAGUACUGAGUGACAUCUGAAGUGAUUCAUUUGGCCGGCACUUAGCACCUAAGGAUCGACUGCGACUCUGAACCUUGAGGCACUCUCGGUUGUCCGCCAGAUGAUGUUCAGUGUAGAUGAAGGGAAUAGACAGUGCCAAUUGAUUGUUCG